AUGAAGCGGCCCCGGCAGCCCAGCGGCUCCGACGGCGAGUCCGACGGCCCCAUCGACGUGGGCCGCGAGGGAGAGCUUGGCCAGAUGGCCAGGCCGCCGUCCACCCCCAGCCCUUCGCAGAUGCAAGCCCGGAAGAAACGCCGCGGGAUCAUAGAGAAGCGGCGAAGAGACCGCAUCAACAGCAGUCUCUCCGAGCUGCGGCGCCUGGUCCCCACCGCCUUCGAGAAGCAGGGCUCCUCCAAGCUGGAGAAGGCUGAGGUCCUGCAGAUGACAGUAGACCACUUGAAAAUGCUCCACGCGACCGGCGGGACAGGAUUUUUUGAUGCCCGAACCCUGGCCGUUGACUUCCGGAGCAUCGGUUUCCGGGAGUGCCUCACCGAGGUCAUCCGGUACCUGGGGGUCCUGGAGGGACCCAGCAGCCGAGCGGACCCCGUGCGGAUCCGCCUGCUCUCCCACCUCAACAGCUACGCGGCCGAGAUGGAGCCUUCCCCCACCCCUGCCAGCCCCCUGGCCUUCCCUGCCUGGCCCUGGUCCUUCUUCCAUAGCUGUCCGGGGCUGUCCGCCCCCAACGGCCAGCUUGCCAUCCUAGGGAGAGUGCCCGGCCCGGUCCUCCCCAGCGCCUCCUCUCUUACGUACCCCACCCCGGCUCUCCGCAGCGCUCCCCUGCGCAGGGCCGCUGCCACCCUCCUGCCAGCCCGGAGGAGCUUGCUGCCCAGUCGCGGAGCAUCUUCUGCCCGGAGGGUCCGCCCUCCGGAGAGGCCAGCCGUCCCCCUGCCCAUGGCCCCCAGCGGCAGGGCUGCCCGGAGCAGCCACAUGGCGCCCCUCCUGCCAUCCUCUUCCCCCACGGCCCCCGGUGCCGGGAGGUCCCCUGCCUAUGCCAGUGUUCCGGCCGCCAGGCCCUCCGCCCCCAGGCCCUCUUCCCCUGGGCCUGCUGGGCGGCCGGCCCGGGCCGUGCUCUGCCCGUCCUGGGCCUCCGAGAUCAUGGACGUGGGGGCUUUCUAA
Molecule: messenger RNA, 1002 nt
Organism: Pipistrellus nathusii (Nathusius's pipistrelle)
Lineage: Eukaryota; Metazoa; Chordata; Mammalia; Chiroptera; Vespertilionidae
Source: the annotation of a GenBank genome assembly